This is a messenger RNA of Mangifera indica (mango), 3324 nucleotides long. RefSeq names its product formin-like protein 11. The coding region runs from base 413 to 3163 and encodes 916 amino acids. The record is from RefSeq and is a predicted model, not a curated record. Lineage: Eukaryota; Viridiplantae; Streptophyta; Magnoliopsida; Sapindales; Anacardiaceae. Gene Ontology annotation, biological process: actin cytoskeleton organization; actin nucleation. The transcript has 4 exons. Gene Ontology annotation, molecular function: actin filament binding.
AUGACUAACAUCAGAAGAGCUUCAUCUUCAACUCUAAACUUUACACUUUUCUCAAAUGAUGAUGUCCAAUAAUGAUAAUACAAAAGAAACUAAUUAUAAGUUGCCAGAGAUAAAAAAAAAAUUCACCGCCUUGGAGGAUAAGGAAGAUUUUUGGUUUUGGACAAAAUUUGAUUCUUCCUAACAGUGUUUUGCAGAGGAUUAAUGGCGGUCAGAUGAGAUAAAAGUACAUGAAUAGAUAAGCAAAGAAGGCCCAUUACAACUGCCAGGCUCAGGGGUUCCUUGGAGUAGCAUUAAAGACUGUGAUUACCUGCACCACCCGAAAUAAAUGUUUUUAGAGGAAGAAGACUGUGACAAAGAGGAGCUGGAUUUAUAAACACAAAAGUUUGAUGAUUUUUUCUGGUUGAAGAAGAUCAUGGCUUCAACUUUUGAGAUUUUCUUCCUUAAGAUCUUCAUCAUUGUCUUCAUCAUUCUGAGCCUUGUUGCAUCAUUGCAGAGUUCUCACAAGCUGAGAGUUCAUGGCCUACAAGAAGUUGAGAAAGUUUCUGGUGAAGAUGAAAAUGUGCUAAAGGAGGGUUUGAUUUUGCAAAAGUUUCGAGCUUUACUUGGACUGAAAAGGUUCAAAACUCAAACUUGGCCAUUUGGGGGUGGUGAUAAUGAAGAUGCUUCUCUUUCUCCAUCACCUUCUCCAUUGCCUGCCAUUGAAGUCGAGACUCCUGCUCCAGCUCCAGCUCCACCUUUUCAUCUUCAUCCUCAUCAUCCAUCACCGACAUCAAAUCCUAAUCCGCAUCGCCACAAGAUUCCGAAAGAAACUUCUCAUCAAGAGAGAGUUAGGAGAGUUUUAGUACCAGUAGUAGCUUCAGGAGGAGCUGUGUUCUUAGUAUGUGCUCUGGGGCUCACUUGGUUCUGUUGUAAAGUCAAAAAACAUCAUAAGAAGCCUGCAAGAAAAAUGUCGGUGUUGGCGAAAAAGGGAAUAAUGAAAGGUAAAUCUCAGUAUGUGGGUUCUCAGAAAUCAGCCAAAAAGGUAAAUUUAAAUCCUGGACUUGAUCUCUUUUAUCUUAACUCAUUAGGCAUUGAUUUGGAGCAACAAACUUCAUGUAUAAAACAAGUUGAAGAUGAAAAAUUUAUCACAACUGCAAAUUGUGCAUUGCAAGAGAGGGAGGCCAUUAAAUCAGAAUCAUAUAAUGCUAGUGGUUCUUCCACAAGAGAGAUCAAAUCUGUUCAUGAAGAUGUGGAUUCAAUCAAGUAUGAUUCUGAUGGUGGGAAUUCUUCGUCUGGUGAUAAAGUUAUUCCUGUCGAAUGCGAUUCGUCUGAUGACGAAUCUUUUCAUUCGUUUGCCAAUUCACAUUCUUCGAAUAUCCGCCUUUCGAAUGCUUCAGCUGCUAGUCUCAGUGACCCAGCUGAAAUUUCCUCACCAACUGUAGCAAAUAUAUCACAAUCACAUAAGCCUUGUUCAACAAAUUGCACAUCAAAUUCUGCUUUAAAUUUUCCCAAUGAAACCCAACAAACUGUCUGCUAUCACAAAGAGGAAAAUGUGGCAGCCAGAAGCUCUGUAAAUUCACAUGAGAACUUCAAGCCCUCACCCGCGCCCCCUCCAGCGCCUCUUCCGCCUCCGUUGCCUACAAUUCGGGGCUUAUCUCAAUUAGAUUCAUUUUCUUGGGCAGCUAAACGUGCAUCAAAAGCUUCUAGCUCUUCUACAUUGCCAAAUUUGUCAUCUGCUAAGCCUUCAGAAUCAUCUUCAACAUCAAACCAAACUCCACAGAAUGACUUUCCUUUGCCUCAAAAGUCUUCACCGGGUAUUCCUCCUCCUCCUUGCCCACCCCCACUUCCGAAACCAAACAAUAACUCUUUGAAAGGGCCACCAUCGCCGCCAUCUCUACUUCCUCAAUUUAUGCCAAUGGGAAAAGAUGGAUCGCCUCUGCCGAAAUUGAAGCCACUUCAUUGGGACAAAGUUAGAGCGGUGCCUGACCAGUCCAUGGUCUGGGACAAGCUGAGAUCAAGCUCAUUUGAACUGGAUGAAGAAAUGAUUGAGUCACUUUUUGGAUACAAUAUACAAUGUUCAAUGAGGAAUGAUGAAACAAAGAGCAAAACCCCAUCUCCAGGCAAGCAUGUUCUUGAGCCCAAGAGACUGCAGAACAUUACAAUUCUCUCAAAAGCCUUGAAUGUGACGGCGGAGCAAGUCUGUGCAGCACUGAUGAAAGGGGACGGCUUGUCUUUGCAACAAUUAGAGGCACUGGUAAGGAUGGUGCCAACAAAGGAAGAAGAAGACAAGCUAUCUAGCUAUAAAGGAGACAUCAAUGAACUGGGAUCAGCUGAGAAGUUUGUCAAAGCAAUGCUCAGUAUCCCCUUUGCCUUUCAACGGGCUGAAGUCAUGCUUUACCGCGAAACUUUUGAUGAUGAAGUCGUUCAUCUUCGAAACUCCUUUUCAAUGCUAGAGGAGGCCUGCAAGGAACUCAGAUCAAGCAGGCUGUUCUUAAAGCUACUUGAAGCUGUUCUCAAAACGGGCAACCGAAUGAAUGUUGGAACAAUAAGAGGAGGAGCUAAAGCAUUCAAGCUGGAUGCUCUCCUGAAGCUUGCUGAUGUGAAAGGAACUGAUGGCAAAACCACAUUGCUCCAUUUUGUUGUGCAAGAAAUUAUAAGGUCAGAAGGAAUUAGAGUUUCCGAUAGCAUAAUGGGGAAGAUCAACCAGAGAAGCAAGUCGAAAACUGUCGAAGAGAGGGAGGAAGAUUACAGAAGAAUGGGGCUAGACCUUGUAUCAGGUUUAAGCACUGAACUUUACAAUGUCAAGAAGACUGCAACUAUCGAUCUUGAUGUUCUUGCAAGUUCAGUCUCAAACUUAUCAGAAGGAAUGGAUAAACUGCAACAUUUGGUACAAAACAAAUUGUCUUCGGAUGACAAAAAUGGCAACUUUGUGCACUCAAUGAAUGCAUUUUUGAUGUAUGCAAAGAAGAACAUAAAGGCAUUGCAAGAAGAUGAGAGUAGGGUGAUGUUAAAUGUCAAAGAAAUCACUGAGUACUUUCAUGGAAAUGUGGGCAAAGAUGAAGCUAAUCCUCUCAGGAUAUUUGUGAUUGUGAGAGAUUUUCUGGGGAUGUUAGAUCAUGUUUGUAAAGAGCUCAGAAACUUGAAAGUUUCCAGCAGUCCACAUCCUUUGGCUCCAUUCAAAUAGAUUAGAUUGGUUGGCAUGCUUGUGAGAUUCUUCAAUAAUGAUCUUAUCACCAGUAACUGUGUAUUGAAAUAUUGUAUAUUUAAAGUUUUUGAGUGUUUAGUUUGAAUUGGAUUGAUCCCAAGCGCUUCACUUCAUUGGGAUUCAGCAUUGUAAUUUUGCAC